This is a messenger RNA of Papaver somniferum (opium poppy), 1884 nucleotides long. RefSeq lists its product as uncharacterized. Lineage: Eukaryota; Viridiplantae; Streptophyta; Magnoliopsida; Ranunculales; Papaveraceae. The transcript is spliced from 6 exons. The coding region runs from base 1 to 1884 and encodes 627 amino acids. The record is from RefSeq and is a predicted model, not a curated record.
AUGAAUGAAGUCAUUAUGUUAAGGCUUCGUUCUUGGAAUGAACUCUUUAUUUUGUUAAGGAAGAAGGUUCACUAUAGCCCUUUCAGGUUCACAAUUCCCCUUUGUAAUGCAAUUAUGUAUUACAAAGGGGAUGGUCUAAUUGUCGUUACCUGUUCAAAGGAAUUUGCAAGUUUUGAUUUGUUUGUUGAGGAGGUUUCUAAUGGUUGUGCUUCCAGCUCUUCAUCUGGUAUUUCCACGCAGUCGCUCAGUGACGAUGAAUUAUAUAGUGGGUUCAUUGAGACUUCAAAGAUUAAAUACCUGACGGAAGGUCAUGAGCAAUUAAAAACUCUUUUAUCUGACGGUUGGGAGGACAUUUUUAAAGGUGUUGAUCAAGUUUUUCAUGUUGGUGUUGAAGAGGUUCGGUUAGCUGUCAACAAAUAUUGCAGCAAGUCUGGUUAUUCAGUUACAAAGGUUAAGAAUGACAGACUUAGGUUCACAGGAAAGUGUGGUAGGGAUGCAGAAUGUCCUUGGUAUCUGCACUGUAUUCCAAUUGAUACCGCGAAAAAUGUCUUUGCUAUCAAGGAAUUCAAUGGGGAGCAUAAAUGUGGUGGUGCUUAUAAGUUGAAGGAUCCCCCUGUGAAGAAGAAAUUGAUUAAACAUAUAUUCAAUGAUCAAAUACAGUCAAAUCCGUCGAUAAAGCCUAAUGAUAUGGUUUCUCAGGGAAGGAAGCAUCUAAGGCAGAGAUAUAAAGGUGAUGAUAUAAAAAGUUAUACAGAUCUUGUUUGGUAUGUUGAAGAAAUAAAGGCUACCAAUCCUGGAAUCUAUAUUAAGUUUGAAUAUGAUAAAGAAACUAAACGUUUUGAGAGGCUUUUCAUAUGUUUUGAUGCCUGUAUCGAAGGAUACCGGUUCAUCCGCCCUAUGCUUUACUGUGAUGCAACAUUUCUCACUGGGAGAUUCAAGAGAACAUUGAUGGAUGCCACUGGUGUGGAUGGAAACCAAGGUUUAUUUCCUUUUGCGUUUGCUUUAGUUCCUUCGGAAGAUAUUGAAGGUUGGGAGUGGUUCAUGGAAAACUUGCAUCAUUGUGUUGACUCUCGUCCUAUCACCUUUAUCAUUGAUCGUCAUGAAGGGCUGAAGCAAAGUGUUCCUAAGUAUUUUCCCAACUCUUAUCAUAGUUACUGUUUUUAUCAUUUGAAGAAUAACCUCCCCAUCAAGAAUGGACAUGAGAAGUAUAAACAAGUUCUGGAUUUGUUCCAUAAAGCUGCAUACCGCUACAGUGUUGCCAAAUAUGAGUAUACUUUGAAUGAGAUGUGCACCAUAGGAUGUGGUUGGGUUGCCAAGUACAUCAGAAAUAUCGAUUCCAAGCACUGGGCAAAUGCUUUCUUCGUAGGAUGUAGGUAUGACACACACUCAUCAAGUAUUGCAGAGUCUUUCAAUAACUGGAUUCAUCGUGAAAGGGAUCUGCCUCCAGCUACUCUUGUUGAUGAGCUCAGGAUAAAGAUUAUGAGGAUGAGUUCAGAAAGGCGUGAGCUUGGUAGAACUUAUCAAGAUAAUUUGACUCCCAUCUACAAAGCUUUACUCAAGUCACAUAUCGAUAUAGGUCGUCCAUGGAAUGUUACCGAGUCAGGUAAUGGUAUAUAUGAGGUUCAUUCAUCCUUACUUUGGUUCAAACCACUUUCGCAAUCUUAUGCUCCUGCAAUUCGACCCAUUCCCAACUACGACAGGCCAGAAGCGUAUGAACCUAAAGAGAGAGUCCUUCCUGGUAUUCCAAGGCCAUCUCCAGGGAAACCACCAAAGAAGCGUAUUCGUAGUGCUUAUGAUAAGGAGAGGAGGCCUAUGGAAUGCUCAAAUUACAAGAAGAUUGGGAACCACAACAAAGCUUCCUGUCGUGUAUUAAUGCUGGAGUAA